AUUUCUCUUUCCCCAACCGAGGCUCAUAGAAGAGAGCGGGGAAGAAAUUGAGAUACUUAGAAAGGAAGAAACAGAAAUGGAUCCUCACUCUGAAGACGGAAAAUCGCCACAGAGCUACGCGCUGAGCGGCAAUAUCAUGCUCAGUGCUAUUGUGGUGCUCUUCACCGUAGUGCUCCUCAUCCUCUUUCUGCACCUCUGUGUCCGCUGGAAUGUCAUACGCAGAGCCUCACGUCAGGCUCGUCGCCGCCGGGGACUUGUCUUCGCUAGAGAGGGCCAGACCGCGCCUCCUUGCGCAGUUAAUCGAGGCCUCGACCCCUCAAUUCUCGGAUCCUUCCCCGUUCUGCUCUUUUCGGACUACGCGGGGGAAGGCCAGGAUGAUGAAUUGGCGGAAUGUGCCGUGUGCUUGAACAAGUUCAAAGAUGGGGAGAAGAUCCGAUGCCUUCCUCCGUGUAGUCACCGCUUCCACAUUGAUUGUAUCGAUAUGUGGUUCUAUUCACACUCCACCUGCCCGCUUUGCCGCGCAGCUGUCGAGGUGGUGAAGGAUGUCGUCACGACCACUUCCGGUGCAAGGCCGGCGGUUGAUACCGUCGAUGCAUUGGUGGAUUUGGACUUGAACGAACUGCGCUUGUCCUACGAGCGGGUGGAAGAGAUGGGUUCUUCCUCAUCGGAUUCCGGCUUCCUAGAAGUUAUGAUUGAUAUUCCAGCGAGUAGAGCUGAAAGUUCGAGCGGGCAAGAAGAGCAGAUAAGUUCAGGGCUCGAAUCGCCGGAUGUGCAGCCAUUGAAAUCUGCAGGCCGCAGGAUGGUGCUAAUCCGGUGGCUUCUGAUGCGCAAUCGGCGGUUCUAUUGGGGAGGUGGUUCGGGAUCGGAGGCGGAUCUAGAGCGCGGCGAUGGGGAAUCGCCACCGGUGACAACGGCUGCUGAUCCGACUCGUUAG
Molecule: messenger RNA, 934 nt
Organism: Dendrobium catenatum
Lineage: Eukaryota; Viridiplantae; Streptophyta; Magnoliopsida; Asparagales; Orchidaceae
Product: RING-H2 finger protein ATL2-like
Exons: 1
Coding region: 77-934 (285 amino acids)
Biological process (GO): protein ubiquitination
Source: RefSeq, a predicted model, not a curated record